Ricinus communis (castor bean) is the source of this 867-nucleotide messenger RNA. RefSeq names its product E3 ubiquitin-protein ligase AIP2. The coding region runs from base 1 to 867 and encodes 288 amino acids. The record is from RefSeq and is a predicted model, not a curated record. Lineage: Eukaryota; Viridiplantae; Streptophyta; Magnoliopsida; Malpighiales; Euphorbiaceae. The transcript has 2 exons.
AUGGCCUCUACAGCUAGUGAAUUUACCUUGAUCAAGCAAGUCCUCCAAGACUUAAACAUCGAAUGCAAUGGAUCUAUAAAGAUGUAUUACGACAAUCAGGCAGCACGUCAUAUUGCAUCCAAUCCAGUGUUUCAUGAACGUACCAAACACAUUGAAGUGGACUGUCACUUCAUCAGAGAGAAAGUACAAUCAAGGGAAAUUGAAACACCAUUCGUUAGAAGCCAUGAUCAGCUGGCCGAUAUCUUUAACAAAGCCCUUAAUAAAAAUAGUCCCCAAACAAUUCUCAGCAAGAUGGAUUCGAUCAACCUCUACGAACCCAUCUUGAGGGGGAGUGUUAAAGACGGUAAACUAAAGGAAGUAGUAAAGGAAGCCUCAGACAUUGCACAGGCAGAAAAGCCUGUGCAGGGCUACUCAUCACAGGUAACAGGAAAAGGGAGCAACCAGCCCUCCUUGACUCCGGAUACAGCCACUUUCGUCGUCUUCUUGUCCAGGGAGCAACUUCUCUCUGUUUUUCAUCCUGUUGUUGAUGUUGAUAUUGUCUUUGAAGAGUUCCUUGACGCACAACAACAGUUACUAAUGAGGAUGAUGUUGGAUUUGCUGAUGAUGAUGGAUGGUGAGGAUGUGAACGAACCCAGAAGAGGCGUGUCGAGAUCGACCCUUAAGAAGCUGAAGAAGGAGAGGUUUAGUGCGGCGGCGGCGGAGGGUUGUGGAAUAUCCAGUGAUUGUGCUAUCUGUUUGGAGGAAUUCGGUGGUGAAGUUAAGCUCAUCAAGAUGCCCUGUCCCCAUAUUUUUCAUAAAAAGUGCAUCUUUGGCUGGCUAAAGAAUCAAAAGACUCACCCUAUGUGUCGACGUGAAGUCGAUAAUUGA